AUGUCCAAAGUGAAGGUGCGUGAUUCUGCAUUAAACGCAAUCAAACGAUAUGUUGUAAUCAGCAAAAAUGAUGCGUUGGCAUUAGACAAAGAAGCAGUAGAAACGUAUCUUCAGCUUCUCGAGGAGCAGUGGGUCAGAUUCGCUGACGCUCAACAAGAAGUAGAGUUGUUGUGCGGCGAAGAAAGUGCGCCGGUUGAAGAGCAAUCACGCACGCAGGCAGAAGAGUGGUACAUCACAGCAAAGGCGAAUUUUAAACGCCUCAUCGGAAGCCCUGAGCAACCGCGCCCUUCCACAUCAACAAGUUUCACGUCCUCGCCAGUUCAACUGCCCAAGUUACAGCUGCCGACUUUCAGUGGAGACCCUACAAAUUGGUUAGCCUUUUUCGACGCGUUCCAGUCGCUCGUACACACGAACGCGAGUUUGUCUGCUAGUCAAAAAUUGCAUUAUUUGCGCAAUUGUCUUCAAGGUGAGGCGCUCCAACUUGUAAGCAGUCUACAGAUUUGUGAUGGCAACUACAAUGCUGCGUGGGAUCUACUCACCACGCGUUACAAGGUUUUGCGUGUCAUGGUUGAUGGUCACUUCAAAGCAAUUUUUGCAAUUGAAAAGGCAUCUCGAGAUACUGGUAAGGCCAUUAAGCAAGUUUUAAACGCUACCACGCAACACGUUGGCUCGCUACGUGCUUUAGGUCGGCCUGUGGAGUUUUGGGACGAUUGGCUUGUCCACCUUACCGUUUCGAAGUUGGCUUACGAAACCCGGAAACAAUGGGAGCUGCCAUUGGUGAGGGAUGUUUUACCUACUUUUGAAGAGUUGGUCGAGUUUUUGGAAACACGUGCGCGUUCGCUAGAGAUGGUACCGACGAGUGGUGCGCUGUCAACCUCAGCGCAAGGAGCGCGCCAGCUCAGCAAAACUGCGGCGAAGACUACAACAAACGUGCUCCAUGCGAUUGGUGAGCAACACACCUCCUCAUCCAACCUGGUUGAUGCAGGAGCCAGUUCACCCUCAUGUCUCCAUUGCAACGCCAAACACAAAAUUUACGCCUGCCCAACUUUCCGUAAAUUAAAUGCUGCUGCCCGGUUUGUAUUGGUCAAGAAACAUAAUGCUUGUCUCAACUGUCUGAGCAAAGGCCACUUUCAAGCAAAAUGUCGCAGUUUAUCAACUUGUAACAUAUGCCGUCGUCGUCAUCAUACAUUACUACACGGCUGCCGCGAAGAUGACACGACCAGCGAUGAGCUGAAUGUACACGCUUCUCCGUUUGUAAAGCAGGAAGGCAAUCUACUUGUGCAACAAUCGACUACGUCAUCUACAAUCGAUGACUCUACUACGGCGCGUAUACAUAAUGCUAGCUCGGAUGUACCGCACUCUGGUUGCGUAGCAUCUCACGUCGCUGAAGCUGACAAGGCCAUUUUAUUGGCAACCGCAGAGAUAUAUUUGCAAGAUCAUGCAGGGCGAUGGCAACCUGCUCGGGUGUUGUUUGACAACGGCUCACAUGCAUCCUUCGUGACAGAGGCCUGUAUUCAACGCCUCCGUCUACAAAGGAAACCUUCGGCAGCUCAUGUCACAGGUAUUGGUUCAACAGAUGGCGGUAAAGUUAAGGGUGAGACUAUUCUUUCACUUGCGCCCCGAUCUCUUGACCAGCAUUUCACAAUCAACUCGCUUAUUUUAUCGAAGAUUACAAACGAUCUUCCCAGCGUUUGUGUACAGAUGUCGUCUUGGCCGCACUUACGAAAUCUCGCUCUUGCUGAUCAGCAUUACGCCAAACCUGGUCCUAUUGAUGUGUUAAUAGGGAUGGAUGAGAUGGAUAAAUUCUUGUUAACCGGUCUCUGCAAAGGGCCACCUGACACACCCAUGGCGCAAAACACAGUUUUCGGUUGGGUACUUUUCGGAAAGGCCAUGCGUUCAUCCAGCCCAAGUGCGGGAGUUUUAUCCCUGCACUGUGAUGUGCAACUCAUCCGAAUGGUGAGUAAGUUUUGGGAGCUCGAAGAGUUUCCCCCCAAGCGAUACUUAACUGUCGAAGAGGAGGCUUGUGAAGGGCAUUUUCGCAAGCAUUGUCGCCGCGCUGAAGACGGGCGUUACAUCGUACGCCUACCGUUAAAGGAAUCCGUGCCUUUAGGUGAGUCGAGAAACAUAUCCGUAAGAAGUCUGCUAAGAAUGGAAAAACGUUUCGCUGCUGAUGAGGAGCUACGCCGUCAAUACGCAGAAUUUAUGCAGGAGCUUUUAAAUAUGGGCCACAUGGAGCUCGUAGGCAACGCCCAACCGCAUAAAAGUUACUACAUGCCACACCACGCUGUAGUAAAGAACACCAGCUCCACCACUAAACUGAGAGUGGUGUUCAACGCCUCAUGUAAAACCACAUCCGGUUUCUCGCUCAACGAUGCACUAAUGAUAGGCCUGCAAUUACAAGAGGAUCUGUUUUCUAUAAUGGUGCGGUUCCGGACUCAUCGUUACGCAAUAAUGGCCGAUGUCGAAAAAAUGUAUCGACAGGUAUACGUGGCAGAACAAGAUGUGGACUACCAACGCAUAGUUUGGCGUGACGACCCAACCCAACCUAUUCGGGACUAUCGCAUGCUUCGUGUAACCUACGGCGUCGCUGCAGCUUCCCACUUGGCCGUACGAUCUCUGCACCAAUCCGCUUUGGAUGCCAUCGAAACGCACAAAGAAGCAACUGUUGUCAUCAUGCGCGACUUCUACAUGGAUGAUCUUCUCACAGGCUCAUUUUCUGUCGACAACCUUAUGAAGCUACGAAAUGACGUUACCAUAGUUCUGUCUAACGCUGGCUUCGAAUUACGGAAGUGGGCUACAAAUUGCGACGAGCUUAGGGAGAAAAUACCGCAUGCGUCAAAGCAAAUUUCACAUCUGUUAGCUGACGGCGAUGAAGUACGCACCCUAGGAAUCAUUUGGAACACAAGCGACGAUUGUUUAUCGAUUGCAGUGGAUUUGACCCCACUGCCUGCAAUUCUUACGAAAAGAGUUUUUCUCUCAGAUUCGAGUAAAGUCUUCGACCCACUCGGGCUAAUCGCGCCGUGCACUAUACUCUCGAAAAUUUGGCUCCAGCGAAUCUGGCGAGCGGAAGUUGAUUGGGAUGAACCGGUGCCCGCCGAUGUCGCUGAAGAGUGGCUCUCUCACCGUCAGCAACUACCUAAACUCACGGCUCUUAAGCUAAAUCGUUGGAUUGGUACCAGUGAAAUCGUCGAGCAUGCUGAAUACCACGUUUUCACGGAUGCAUCUCAACGUGCCUACGCUGCGGUACUCUACUGCCGCACGCAACUACCCGAUGGAACUUUUAAGGUCGUUCCAGUCGCCGCGCGCGCGAAGGUCGCACCUUUAAAAAGUACUACUCUCCCACGUCUGGAAUUGUGCGCAGCGCAUUUAGGCGCCAAGCUUGUUAAGCAGGUUCAGUUGAGUUUCGGUUGCAAUAUGAAAAAUUUAUACGCGUGGACCGACUCAACUAUAACGCUAGCUUGGUUACAGAGUCACCCAAGUCGAUGGUCAGUCUUCGUUGCGAAUCGCGUAGCCGCAGUACAAGAAGUUCUAGCUCCUGAGUGCUGGAGACACGUCCGCUCAGAGCACAAUCCAGCUGACUGCGCGUCUAGAGGCUUGGCUCCGUCGAAUCUACUCGCCCAUUAUCUUUGGUGGCAAGGGCCGAGUUGGUUAGCUGAAAAUGACGAUCAGUGGCAGCAUCAAGCAACAGAAGAUUUGGAGUUGCUGACAAGGCGUAACUCGAACAUAAGUUCCGAAUUACGAGCGACCAAAUCCGCAUCACACCUCACCCAAACUGCAGAAGAUUGGGAACUAUUGUCAAGGUAUCAUUCGUAUAUUAAACUCAAGAGAAUUACAGCCUAUGCUCUACGUUUCGUCAACAACUUAAGAACAACUAGCAGUCAACGCAGUACUGGCGCCCUCACCAGCAGUGAAAUUCUCCACGCUGAAAAUGCACUGGUGGAAGCUUGUGUUAACUCGCGACCGCUCUAUUGGCACUCUGCUAGUGCUGAUGAUUUGGAAAUCCUCACUCCUGGUCAUUUCUUGAUUGGUGAGCCAAUCAAGGCGCUGCCUGAACCUGACACCGAAAAUUUCUCAGGGACGUUACAUCAACGUUGGCAAGCCAUUAGUGCAAUGCGGCAACAUUUUUGGUCACGUUGGCGAAACGAAUAUGUCGUCAACCUACAACAACGAGUUAAAUGGUUUCGCCCCUCCUCGAACCUGAAAGAAGAUGACGUUGUUAUCAUUCACGAUUCGAAUAGCCCACCCACUAAAUGGCGACUUGGGCGUGUAACUCAGUGUCAUCCGGGUGCGGAUGGACUGGUACGCGUAGUAAAGCUGAAGACGGCGGACGGAGAAUUGGUGCGGCCUAUUGCGAAACUGACGCUUUUGCCAACGCAAAAUGAUAUAUUUACUUUGUAA
Messenger RNA from Rhagoletis pomonella (apple maggot), 4398 nucleotides. RefSeq lists its product as uncharacterized. The transcript has 2 exons. Lineage: Eukaryota; Metazoa; Arthropoda; Insecta; Diptera; Tephritidae. Bases 1 to 4398 code for a protein of 1465 amino acids. The record is from RefSeq and is a predicted model, not a curated record.